CGGUGUGAAGCGUUUGACUGAGAGCAAGUCCGCUGUGGAUUUUUUGGGGGGGAGUUCAUAGCUGUUUAUUGUUAUUAUUAUUUGCGCAUCCUCUCCUUGGCUGCCGUGAUUUUGGGGACGUAAACAGAGACAUGGAUUACUCUUUCUGUGUAUUAUUUCUCUUGACAACCAUUCCGCCUGUGUCGACCGGAACAUUCCCACAGGCUUAUAUGGUAAAGGAAUGGGUGGACAAGAUGCAAAAAGAUUUGAUCUCUUUAAUAGACACAGCAAGUGGCUUGCAGAGCCUCGUACAGAUAUAUCAUAAACACAGAACUCACUUCAAGGUGGAGUCAAACGAUGCUAGGAACCUGGUGGCUAAAGCUGCUGGGGAGAUAGAGAGUCUGCUGGCUCGCCGCUCUGAAGCCCUAACGAGAAUGGCAAAUGCGGCAGAAAAUUUUCAAAAGGAGCACCAGUGGAUGGCCGACAGUGAGGCCAGUAAAAUUGUUUACUACAAUGCCAAAGAUGGAAUAAAUCAGACAGAGGCAGAGGAAAAAGAAGAAGCCUCAGAAAAAAAACCAGAGGAAAGAACCAAAUACAUUCCAGAUGAUUUCGAGAUAGACCCGGACUUCAAGCGACUCGUCUCCUACAACACCACCGCUGUCCAUAUUCCUAUUGAUUUAUAUGAAGGCUCUACCAUCAUUUUGAAUGAGCUAAAUUGGACAGCAGCCUUAGAGGAUGUUUUCCGUAAAAACAAAGAAGAAGAUCCCUCUCUGCUCUGGCAGGUGUUCGGCUCUGCUACUGGGAUGGCUCGGUACUACCCAGCAUCACCUUGGAUCGACACAAGCAAAUCCCCUGAUAAGAUUGAUCUAUACGAUGUGCGCAGACGGCCGUGGUACAUUCAGGGGGCAGCGUCACCCAAGGACAUGCUGAUCCUGGUGGAUGCGAGUGGAAGCGUAUCAGGUCUCACCCUCAAACUCAUCAAAACAUCAGUCAGCAAGAUGCUGGAGACCCUCUCUGAUGAUGACUUUGUGAACGUGGUUUCUUUCAACAAAAGUGCCAAGUCUGCAGCAUGCUUCAACAACCUGGUGCAGGCCAACAUGAGGAACAAGAAGAUCCUGAAGGAAGCUGUGCAGAGAAUCAAAGCUGAGGGUAUCACCAACUACACCAGCGGCUUUGAGCUGGCGUUUGGGCAGCUCGCGCAGAUGAAUGUGUCGAGGGCCAACUGUAACAAGAUCAUCAUGCUGUUCACUGAUGGAGGAGAGGAGAGGGCAGAGGAGAUCUUUGAAAAAUUCAACCAAAAGCGAGCGGUGCGCAUCUUCACUUUUUCAGUAGGUCAACACAGCUACGACAAAGGACCGAUAAAGUGGAUGGCCUGCUCUAAUAAAGGUUAUUACUAUGAGAUCCCAUCAAAAGGUGCCAUUCGGAUAAACACUCAGGAAUACUUGGAUAUUUUGGGUCGACCUAUGGUCAAAGCUCCAAAAAGAAACAUAGAAGUUCAGUGGACCAAUGUCUACCCAGACGCACUGGAGCUUGGCCUUGUGAUCACUGGAACUCUCCCUGUCUUCAACAAGACUAGCUUAGGCGCAAAGAAGUCUCCAAAUCAGCUCAUCUUGGGGGUUAUGGCUGUUGAUGUUUCCCUGGAAGAUAUCAAGAAAAUGACUCCUCGGUUUACAUUUGGACCAAAUGGCUACUACUUUGCUAUGGAUCCAAAUGGAUAUGUGUUGCUCCACCCUAAUCUUCAGCCAGUGAAUCGUACAUUUGAUGAUACGGUAACACUCGACUUCCUGGAUGCAGAGCUUGAAAAUGACAUCAAAGUGGAGAUACGAAGGAAAAUGAUUGAUGGCAAAACAGGGAGUCAAACAAUAGAUACACUGGUGAAAUCCCAAGACGAGCGCUACAUUGACCAGGGUCGGAGGAUGUACACCUUUGCACCAGUGAAGAAGACCGACUACAGCCUGGCCCUGGUCCUCCCUGAGUACAGCAUGCAUUACAUCAAUGCUACAAUCGGUGACACAAUCACCCAGGCAAAAUCAUUUCUGGGGAAAGAUGUUUCAGAGAGCAUGUUGGUAGACAAGUUUGACGAAUAUGGCUAUACAUUUAUUGCUCCAAGGAAUUACUGUGAUGACUUAAAUCCUCCUGAUAAGAACACAAACAACACAGAGUUCCUUAUCGAGUUUAACAAGUACAUUGACACAAAGACUCCAAACAAUGACAUGUGUAACCAUCUGGUGAACCGAUUGCUGCUGGACGCUGGUAUCACCACAGAUCUGAUCAAGAUCUGGAAAGGAACUGAAGUACAUCACAGUGUCACAGCCAGAUUCGUUGCCACUGAUGGAGGGAUAACGCGGGUCUACCCCAAAAGUGCUGGACUGGACUGGACAGAAGAACCAGAAACAUACGAAUCAAGUUUCUAUAAGCGAAGUUUGGACAAUGAUCUCUACAUCUUUACUCCAAAACCCUUCACCAAACAGAAAGAACAAAGAGAGAACAGCAGCUUUUAUGAGCAAGCAAGUGACGACCAAAUCCUUGUGAGUAGAGCAGUAAACCUCAACAUUGAUAAUAUCACACUCAAACCAGCUGUGGUAGGCGUGAAGUUGGACAUCAAUGUGUGGAUGGAGAGCUUCAUCAACGCCACAUCCAGAGUGAAUUGCAAUGAUGAAAUCUGUGGCUGUGAGAGAAAUGAUCAGUACAUAGACUGUGUCAUCCUGGAUGACGGAGGAUUCCUGGUGAUGUCCAAUCAAGAUGAGUACAUUAGUAAGAUUGGAGGCUUCUUCGGAGUCAUUGACUCCGACCUCAUGAGAGAACUGCUCAAUUCGUCCCUAUACAGCUAUAAGAGUACUUAUGACUACCAGUCGCUCUGUACCCCCAAGCAAGCAAACAAGAUGUCUGCAGGCCCACGAUCCGUCUACGUGCCCACAAUAGCAGAUAUACUGAAUUUAGGAUGGUGGGCCACAGCUGCAACCUGGUCACUGGUACAGCAGUUAAUGGUCAGCAUCACACUCCCAAGUUUUCUGGAUGCAGCUGAAACGGAGGAUGAGGUGCCAUUUACGAUGACAAAGGAGCCCUGCAUCACAGAGCAAACUCAGUUCUUCUUUAAAAAUGAUGACAUGACUGUCAGCAAUUUAUUCGAAUGUGGUAACUGCUCCAGGUUCUACCAUGCGGAAAAGCUGCCCCAGACAAACCUGGUCUUUAUCAUUACUGAUGCAAAACACACCUGCAAGUGUUCUGACUCAAAAUUGAUACAGGACGAGCAUCAGUCUGAUGGUCCUGAUCCCUGCGUAAUGGCUCUCAGUCCUCGCUACAGGAAGGGACCUACAUUUUGUUUCGAAGCUAGUGAUCAUUACCAGGAGGACCCUGACUGUGGCGGGGUGUCCGCACUGAGCCCGUCUUUAUGGCUAAUGGUGGCCCUUCAGAUGUUGUUGCUCUGGGUUGUGACUGACUCCAGACACCACGCCAUCCCAUCAUGACCUCUGAACAGCCCCGUAUCACUGCUCCCUCCAGAUCACUAACAUGGCUACCAGCAUGCAGCGCUGCCACCGAAACGAUGACAUCCAAUCAGAAGCGCUUGUGACAAAGAUUUAAAAAAAAAAAAAAAAAAACUAAACCUAAGAACCACAAAAUUGUUUUUUUUUUUCUUUUCUUUGUUUUUUGGUUGUUGUUGUUCUAUUUACCUUCAAGGAGGUUCUUUUAGUGGUUUCACCAGGUUACAAGAAGAUAAACAUUUGAAUCCUGAGGAAGAUGUCCACCUACAACCAUCCCGUGUUGCUUCAGUGGUCCCCGCCAGCUGAGAUUAGAUUAAUCAAGAGAUUAAUUUUGAUUGGCAACUUCCGAACUUUACCCAACUCGAUGUCAUUGGUGAAAGAGAUUUGACUGCCUUACAUUAUCAGAGGAUCUUAAAUCACGACAGGAGGACUAGUUUCUUAAAGAUGUUGAGCAGUUUAUUUACCACUGCCACAAACAGUGCUGCCAUUUGCAAGAGUAGUCUUUGUUUUGAAUCGACUUGCAGUGCUUAGUUGUUAGGCAUUCUUUCUUUUUUUUUUUUAUUUUGGACAAUUUGGCUAUGUUUUCUGUAAUAUAUGCCAAAUCUUUGCUUUACACGCUCUUACCCUUUAUAUGCUCAGCUGGGAUGAUAAUAGUUUUUGUCAGAUUUUUAGAUACUAUGACCCAGAACAUUUACGGUGUCUCUGAGGAUGCUGCCUUCACCUCCAUCUGUUCUGUCAUGUAGAUAUUUGCUGUGUGGAAAUCAUGUUCACUGGUAUGUUUAGGCACAUAAACCAACCCCUCCACUGCCACAGAGUGCUUGCUCUGAGUGUAUGAAUUUAAACUUUAAAGCUGAACACAUAGUAAUCAGCUCUGAUCAGGAGUGGUUAAUGUGUUUAGAUUUUCUGCUUUUUAUUUAAGGAAAACUUUGUUUCCACAGCACUUGCAUUAACCAAUCAGGAUCAGCCAGACUGCCGUCCUUCCCGCGCUCAGUGGAUAAAAUCUCUUGUGCCAUGUUGACUGUGCGACUCCUCUGUAGACUGUAGCUGCGACAUGGAAAGAAGUGUAUUAAAAUGCUUUAUUGUUUUAUUAUUCAUUAGUUUUUUGAGUGAAGUGUGACGUGAGGCUUUCUACUGUUUGAUUGCAGCCACGAUAAGAAAAAAAAAAAAAAAAAGUGAAUGAGCAUUAUAGGAGAAUUUUUAUUUUCAUUUUGGUGAAAAUUUGGGUUGGAGAGGAAAUGCUAUGUUUGUGUUGAUUGCUGCCACUUUUUAAAUUAAAUGACUGUUGUCUGCACUGUGAGUUACCAGUGCAGCUGUUAUUUAUCUUCAUAGUUCAGUCUUUUUACUUAAUAACAGACUCAACCCUCUUUCUGGGACUCUGUGCAAGAUUUAAUGGAGAAUAAACUAAGAUUUGCUUAUUAUUACAAAUCUGCUUAAAAAUUACAGCCAGUAUCCCCCUCAAAAAAAACUCACUGGACUAAUUAGUGUCAGAUUAGAAAUACAAAUUGGUGUAAAAGGAUCAGUCAAAAGAGGCCGAGUCUUUUCCAAAUACAUGCACCCUUUGAUGUUUGCACUAAGAAAAAAAAGGAAUAGAAAAAAAAGUUUUUGGGUCUUUUUUUUAACAAAUGGUUUACAAUACAGUUAAUACUAUAGUAACAAUUAAAUGGUCCAAAUUUUAAAUAAUAAUGGGUUAGCACACGCAUUUAGUAGUACAUACCCAAACCAAUAUAAUAUUUAUAUAAUAUAUAAAAUAUAUAAUAGUGUGUAAUACAGCUAUUGCAACGCCCCCUUAUUUUAUUAAGUUGUUUAGUGCAAUAUGAAUGAUAUAAAAACCUGAGGUAGCUUACUAAGGCAACAACAUGAGUUGGAAUUUUAAGUACUCUAAACAUUUGUUCAGGGCUCUCACUGCUGUCGGGUAAAAAAUGUCCCUCAACCAGUUUACUCCGUUCACUUGAAAAAACAAAGUCUGUUUUUAUGCAAACGAGCAUAAAAUUUGAGAAAUCCUUUUUCUUGCGAUAAUGACAUAAUGUAUUGGUUACUAUAUUGAAAAUUAGUAGUUUGCUCCUAAUUUAAUUGGUAGUUGUGGCAGUCAUCUACAACAAUAAGUUGAGCCAACAUGAAUUAUUCUGUUCACCUUCUGGCGCCAUCUUUCCUGAAGUUUAACAAAGAUCCUCGUGGUUUUUCACCAUAUUUGUGACACCGUUUUCCUAAGAUCACAAGAAAAAUUAUUCCGUUAUCUCUAGAAAAUGCUUAAAAAUGUUCAAGUACAGCCACUUUCGGCUUCCAUAAAAAACUAUUUAAAAAUAACGAUUUAAAUGGUCACAAAGGGGUGGGGUGGGGGGGUGUAUCCUCAAUGCAUAAAACUAAUAUAAUUCUGUAGUGCAUAAAAAAAAAGUUUUAAUUUUAACCUAUUUAUUUAAAAAAGAAAUAAUGCACAUCAGUCAAAAUCAUAAAAAGUUAGAUAUCAAUGUACCCAAGUUAGCCAGAAAGCUAAUUUUCAUCAACAUUUAUUUGCCUAAUACUAAUAGUCUCCUAAUUUAAAAAAAACAUUGAGCAUCAACAUCAAACAAUAAUUAAAUGCCUCUACUUUGUGCUAAACAUACACAAUAAACAAAAAAUAUGGAAGGUAAUUCAUUCAAGAGAAUACAAAUUUCUCUUUAAGUGCUGAAUGUUAAUUAUGAAAAAGCCAUUUCUUCAUAUUGAACUUAAAUAACCAGAUGAGGACAGUCUGAUUAUGGUAGAGAAUUCCACUGAUGUGAUGUUUAAAUGUAAUCUUUCCUUGCAGGAUUAUACUAUCCUCUCCGGCUCCUCCUCACAUCGUUCUGUUUGUAGCAGAUUUAAAAUUAACCAAACAGGCCAGAAAAUAAGGAGUUAAACUAUGCAUAACCCUUUAAAUUAAACAAACACUCUUAAACUUAAUGAAAAUUUCCAAACUUAGCAAGACGAUAUUUAUUGAACAUAUGUGACGGUGAUGAAAACUAAACGGUUUCUGAUCUAAAAUGUCUGGUGAUUGUUUUUUUUUAGAGCCAAGUUUUUUUUAAAGGUUCAACUUGUCCAGCAGAAGUUCAUGUGAGUGAAAGUAGAUCUUUGCUGCCUCCCUUGAAAGGGAGUCUUGAGUAAACUAAUUAAGCUUUAUGGAUUUCUAUUAUGUGACUCUAAUAGGGUAAAGUAUCAUAUAUUUAAACACUACAUCCACAAACAUUAGUUAAAACUCUGCCAUGCAAAGAAAAACAUAUGCAUGACCCCAAAACUGCUGAUUCCUAUAAAAUAGAAAACUGUCCCAAAUUUUAAUUAAGAUGGUGUUUGUCGAGUUAGUUAUCAUCGUUCAUUUAAAAAGGGAAUGUUAAGGCAGCAUGCGAAACUUGUACAUCUUUAAUGUGUGUAUUACAAUAGCUUGUCUCUUAUAUUAGAAGUCCAGCUGCUGAACUGGCCUGCCUGCAGUGCAGAUAUGUCCCCCAUUAAAACAAAUGGAAAAUUAUUAAAUGACAAAUACAAGAAAGGAAGCCCAAAUUGUUGAGCCAGGCACACUGAAGCAAGAUCCAAAUGUAUUUCAUAGAACUAAGUGAAAUAGUGAAUGAAAUAUAUUAAAUAAAACAAUUCAGUAGUUUGCAUUUUACACAGCGUCUCUAAACAGGAUAUUUUACAUGUUUAUGAAACUUUUGACCUAUUUUUGAUUGGUUCAGGUACAUUAAUCGUCUCGUUUCCUUUUCAGUUCAGUUUAUCUUUUUUAAAUAUCUGUGCCUUUCUUCUGCAUUAGUUGCAUAUAUAAAACAUAUCUAAUGAAGAAUGUGUGCUGAUGCUCUUUUAGAGGCUUUUUACUGAAACUCUGUCACACAAUCUUGUUUGCUAGAACAAAAAUGUUUAAUUUUAUGAGUCUGCUAAUCUGUCACACCACAACUUCCGAGCAAAACAAACCUGCCAGAAUGACAAAUAAGAACAAAACUCAAGACGACAGUUUCAAAGAGCAAAAUCUGCAUAAUGAAUUUGAUGUUCCCACAAAUUUUAACAUGUAGGAGACGGCUUGUUGUGUUUUUAUAGUUAAUUUAUGUGCUUUUACAGUCAAGGGGAUUUGUUGAGUAUAAUUAAGUAAAGAAGAAAAUCAUGGCAGUAAUUUUUUCAAACACAAGUUUUAAUCCUAGAGAUAAAAAUGUCAUCCUUCCUUUGCCCUUGCUGUUAACGAGUUGUCACACAGUCUGAUAGUCAUUUAAGAGUCUGUUGAUUCCUGUUUAGAACAAACUCCAUAUUAAAAAGGCUCAUAUGUUGGCUCAUUAGCUUACUGGGGGAAGCAGAGAUGUUGUCACAGCAGCAAGCAAUGUCUGACUUGUGCCCAGAAUAACUAUAGGGAAACACUCUGUGGUUUUAGUGCCUAAAGAUGCCUCUAAAUCACUAAAAAUGCUUUCACUUUAGUGGAAAAUCAUAUAUCCACUGGUAUAUUUGAAAACAUCAACACUAAGAUAACUUUAGGCUGCCACUCAUAAAACACUAAAACACAUUUGUAGGUAUAAAUGUUGAGUUAAUGCUGACAGAUGUUUGAGGACACCUACCACACACUGAAGCUAUGUGCAUCACAUCCUCACUAACCUCCACCUUCUGCUUUCAGCAAAAUAAUUACUUCAUCCUGGGUUGUUUUGCUUUAUAUGUGAACAGAUGCAAAACAAAUUCCUCCAAGUCAUAUCAUUGAAUGCUAGCUUGUCAGGCUUCCUGCUAGGCAAAGCUUCACCACCAACAUAAAACCAAAACUAUUAUCAGUAAUUCUCAAGUGGUUUGAGAUGCACUUUUUUUAUUCUCGAGGUUUUUUCUGUCUUUAAGAAGCUUCUAACAAAAACAGUGUGGUGGAACUAACAACAGUAUUUAUGCUCCUCAUUUACUCAAGAAGUGCCAUAAUCUCUUGUGGAGAAACGUGUGUGUUAUAACAUUUAUGCAAUUUUCCUAAGGCAUGACGUAAGUCUCACAUUGUUUCCCGUGUGCUGCAUGGUAAUGGCUGAUCAAAUAUACAGUGUGGUCCUGCUUUCGUGUGUAAUGUUGGGAAGCAUAUUAUCCUGGGUGUCAAGCAUUUUGUUUACGGUGUGAUCAGCUGAUACUGCCGUCCUCUUGGGGAGACAGCAUUUGGCUUGGCUACAGAAAGGAAACCUGAUUGAUGGACACAACAUUUCAGUGAACUAUUUAGUAUAAUUGGUUCAAGCUGUGUAAUAAUUUAUCUAUGCACCAAACCAGUGAUUUAGCUCAUUUACUGCAAAUCAUGGAUAUUUUACAUAACUUAUAAUUCUUGUGAAAGCCAUGUUACAGUGUUGGAGCAUCAUUUAGAAAUUACAUUCAGUCCAAAACUUUGUUCCCAAAAGGCAACUAGAUUGUCCAAAAACUGAUGAUGUGAUGAUGGCUUCUAAUGGUUUAAUCCAAGUGUGUGUUGUUUUAUUCAAUGCCAUUAAAUAGUAAAAAAAAAAACACCAAUCCAUUGAAUAUGUUCACAUUUGCCUGAUGGAUUGGACUGGGCUGUGAGUCCAU
This is a messenger RNA of Melanotaenia boesemani (Boeseman's rainbowfish), 8960 nucleotides long. It is a transcript of the gene cacna2d1a, whose product is annotated as calcium channel, voltage-dependent, alpha 2/delta subunit 1a. NCBI's taxonomy places the organism in Eukaryota, Metazoa, Chordata, Actinopteri, Atheriniformes, Melanotaeniidae. The coding region runs from base 132 to 3446 and encodes 1104 amino acids. The transcript is spliced from 40 exons. Gene Ontology annotation, molecular function: voltage-gated calcium channel activity. The record is from RefSeq and is a predicted model, not a curated record. Gene Ontology annotation, cellular component: L-type voltage-gated calcium channel complex.